Andrographis paniculata is the source of this 1572-nucleotide messenger RNA. Its product is annotated as WRKY transcription factor 6-like. Lineage: Eukaryota; Viridiplantae; Streptophyta; Magnoliopsida; Lamiales; Acanthaceae. The transcript has 5 exons. The record is from RefSeq and is a predicted model, not a curated record. Gene Ontology annotation, biological process: regulation of DNA-templated transcription. Gene Ontology annotation, molecular function: sequence-specific DNA binding; DNA-binding transcription factor activity. Bases 74 to 1495 code for a protein of 473 amino acids.
AUUUGCAAUUCCAUUUUCAUUAAAUUGAAAUUCACCAUUUUUUUUUUUUUCUCUAAAAUUGAUUUCUUGAUUUAUGGAGAGAGGAUGGGGUGCUGUUGCCCUUGACAAUUCCAAUUCUAACCACAUCGACUAUUUAAUGUUCGGCCUUCCUAGGAAUAACGGGGGCUUCAGCAUGUUUCCGGUGACCUCCAACGACGGCGCCGCUUCCUCGCCGCCGCGGCGGGUGGUCGACUUUUUUGCCGAGAAAAAGCCGCCGCCGCCGCCGAUAGGCGGCAGUAUUGUCAAGAAGGAAAACUCACUCGCAGAAGAAGCCGCUUAUUUCGACGACGUUAAUACUGGUUUGCAGCUUGUGACUGCAGCAACCAGUGGACGACGAAGCUAUCAAUCAAUGGUGGCUUCUGAAAUCGAAGAUGAAAGGGUCAAACAAGAGGUGGCGCAGCUGCAAUUUGAGGUGGAAAGAAUGAAUUCGGAGAAUCAGAGGUUGAAGAAAAUGGUGAUGCAAGUGAGCCACAAUUACUCCACACUGCAGAUGCAUUUGGCGGCGAUCAUGCGACCACCAUCUGGUACGGACAAGAAAAUCCUAAUAAACGACGUCGUACAAUCGAACUCGUCGUCCGAAGAAAGAACCCUAUCUGAGUCGGAAUUAUCCAGAAACAAGAAGACGAGGAAAAUGAAGAAUCUUAGCCGAGAAGAUUCCCCUGAAUCUGCAUCCAACAAACCCCCCAAAUUGAUUCCCGACCAAUCGGCGGCGGAGGCCGCCACCAUGCGCAAGGCACGUGUCUCCGUCAGAGCUCGCUCGGAAGCUCCCAUGAUCUCCGAUGGAUGCCAAUGGAGGAAGUACGGACAAAAAAUUGCGAAAGGGAAUCCAUGCCCACGUGCUUAUUACAGGUGUACAAUGGCGCCCGGCUGUCCGGUGCGCAAACAGGUGCAAAGAUGUGCGCAGGAUCGAACGGUGCUGAUCACCACCUACGAAGGUACCCACAGCCACCCUUUGCCGCCGGCCGCCGUGGCCAUGGCGUCCGCCACCACCUCCGCCGCAGACAUGCUUCUAUCAGGCUCGACGCCGACCGCCGACGCCUUGUUUAACAACCCCAAUUUUCCGGCGAGAUCCAUCUUCCCCGGCUCCACGAACAUGGCCACAAUAUCAGCCUCCGCGCCGUUUCCGACGAUCACGAUCGACCUAACGCAGACCCCAACUCAGCCGCAAAACCUAAUUCCGGCGGCUUCCGCCGCCGCCAAUCAACAAUCGCUGAUUCCUCAAUUAUUCGGGCAGCCGGUCUACACUCAAUCCAGGUUUUCGGGGCUGCACAUGUCUAACGACGCCGAGAAACCGCCGCCGUUGACAACCGACACACUGACGGCGGCGAUCGCCGCCGACCCGAAUUUCACGGCGGCCCUUACGGCGGCGAUAUCUUCCAUCAUCAGCGCAAGAAACAGCAACCAAUCUACGGGCGGAAAUCUCCACACGAGUGAUGACACCAACAAACAAAAUUAAAAAUUUAAUCACUGUAAUAACUUUCCAUGUAUGUUUAUAAUACAAACAAAAUAAAUACACGUACAUUAAUUAUUUAU